This is a messenger RNA of Pochonia chlamydosporia 170, 501 nucleotides long. RefSeq lists its product as hypothetical. NCBI's taxonomy places the organism in Eukaryota, Fungi, Ascomycota, Sordariomycetes, Hypocreales, Clavicipitaceae. The record is from RefSeq and is a predicted model, not a curated record. The transcript has 2 exons. The coding region runs from base 1 to 501 and encodes 166 amino acids.
AUGUGGAUCCCAGCUGGAUUCCUUGCAGAAGUGGCGGCCCGCUUGAGGAGUAUAAUGAGGCAGUUUCAAGCUAUGCAGAGCCUGCUGGACAGGACGAACAAGCUGAAGAAGUUCCUUGGCCGGCGAAUAUCCCUGACAACACCCAACCGCGGUCCAACUACCAUGGCCUACAAAAUUCGGCUCUUCCAAAUCCCUUCCAGUGCCCAGAAUGCCCGUACAGUUUCCGCAGUCAAGGAUAGUCAUCACCUCACGCAGCAUAGCCGGCCGUUCAAGUGCGAAGUUACUGGCUGUGGAAAGGCUUUCAGCCAAAGUCCAGGACUCCGGCGCCACAUUAAUUCCGUCCAUACACCGCCGUCGAGGCAAAAGAGAUGGUAUUGCUUGGUGGCUGGAUGUAAGUGCAAGUUGGCCAGUGACGGUACAUCGCGGAAAGAUAGCCUCGAUCGGCACAUGAGAACACAGCACGGAAGGGGGGAUCAUCAGUCGUAUGAUGAUACUACAUAG